AUGUCCAGGACAUUGGUGAUGCAUAGUCUCCUUCGUGGUAUCGUAUGUAGCCAGCAGUCGAAUCUUGGAGAGCGAUCGAACGAUCCGUGCUUGGACCGCAGGCAGAGCUACAUGGAUGAUGGCGCAGUACUCGGAGAGUUUGAGCUCGGGCCGCCGUUUCACCCGACGAACCUUCGGAGGAAGCAGCCGUGGACUGCAUUCGUCAAUGCGAUCAGGCCAAGUCGUCGACUAUCUUCUACCCCCAGAGCUGUGCAAUGGAAAUGCAACGACAACACCACAGGAUGGAAAGCUUUGCUCGGUGAUGCCGCUGGUAGCUCAGAUCCAAGAGCAGUCUUGGAAUAUGCUGCUCCAGCAAGAGCUGAGAAUCUGGUCAAUCUACCACCGACCUUUAUCGAAUGCGGUCAGCUAGACAUCUUCGUCUUCGAGGACGUUGCUCUUGCAAACCGCCUGGUACAAGCACGUGUGCCGGUAGAGCUCCACAUCUAUCCAGGCCUGCCGCACGGCUACCAAGGACUGGCGCCCAACAUAUCUCUGACACAAGCGAGCUUGGCGAACGUCUUGAGAGCGAUUGCGAAUGCUUGA
Fulvia fulva is the source of this 582-nucleotide messenger RNA. RefSeq lists its product as uncharacterized. The transcript has 2 exons. The record is from RefSeq and is a predicted model, not a curated record. Bases 1 to 582 code for a protein of 193 amino acids. Lineage: Eukaryota; Fungi; Ascomycota; Dothideomycetes; Mycosphaerellales; Mycosphaerellaceae. Gene Ontology annotation, molecular function: hydrolase activity.